Molecule: messenger RNA, 1840 nt
Organism: Xyrauchen texanus (razorback sucker)
Lineage: Eukaryota; Metazoa; Chordata; Actinopteri; Cypriniformes; Catostomidae
Product: C3a anaphylatoxin chemotactic receptor-like
Exons: 1
Coding region: 9-1016 (335 amino acids)
Biological process (GO): phospholipase C-activating G protein-coupled receptor signaling pathway; positive regulation of cytosolic calcium ion concentration; inflammatory response
Cellular component (GO): plasma membrane
Molecular function (GO): G protein-coupled receptor activity; complement component C5a receptor activity
Source: RefSeq, a predicted model, not a curated record
ACAGCAAAAUGAACUGGACACAUGCAGACAACUUUUCUGAUUACUAUCCAAUGAACGACACAUACUAUGACUUCGAUGUACCUUCAGAAGAGAGCGUUGCUAUGGGAGUGACUUCUCAGGUCGUCUUCUGCCUGACGUUUCUCCUUGGAGUUCCAGGAAAUGUCUUUGUUGUGUACAUUGCUGGGAUGAAGAUGAAGAGGACCGUUAAUACCGUAUGGUUCCUCAAUCUAGCGAUUGCAGACCUCCUGUGCUGCCUUUCCAUACCUUUCCAUGUGGCGGAGAUUCUUCUUGACCAUCACUGGCCAUAUGGAUCGGUCAUGUGCAAGAUUCUUCCCUCUUUUGUAGUUAUCAACAUGUUUGCCAGUGUCUUCACUUUGAACGUGAUUAGUCUGGAUCGGUUCACCCAGGUGAUCACACCGGUUUGGGCUCAGAACCAUCGUAACUUGAUGCUUGCACGGGUGUCCUGUGUAGUGGCGUGGGUGCUGUCAUUACUCCUUAGCCUGCCCUUUAUGAUAUUAAGAGAAACUUAUGAUGAAUUAAAUAUAACAAUCUGCACAUUGUAUGGUUAUGAAGAAGGUGAGACUAAUACAAAUGGAAUAUUGAGUGUCAUCAGGUUUGUGUUUGGUUUUUUGAUUCCUCUCGUAUGUAUCACGACAUGUUACGGAUUCAUCGCACGAAAGUUAGGCAGGAGUAAUUUUCAGUCUGGACGAGCGUUUCGCAUCAUGUCGGCUGUUAUUGUGGCAUUUUUUCUGUGUUGGCUGCCGUAUCACAUUGUGGAUUUGAUCACGAUAUAUGGCGGAGAAUCGAGUUUCUCGGUGGCAUCUACCAUGGACCCAUUGGUCAUCUCUUUGGCGUAUUUCAACAGCUGUCUGAACCCGGUUCUGUAUGUUUUCAUGGGGCAGGAUUUUAAGGAGAAGGUCAAGCUUUCUCUAAGACAUGUGUUUCAAAGAGCUUUCUCAGAGGAGGAGACACAAAUCUCACGAUCCACCCAGUCUCAACAAAUGCACUCAAUGUAGUUUAAUAAUAACUCAUGUAUGCUUUGCAUUUUAAUCAUUUUUACCAUUUCUUUUCAAAACUGAAACUUAAGGCGAAACAGCACAUGACAUAACAUAAGUAGCUUAGUCUAGCACUUCUCAAUAGGAGGAAGUAGAACUCUGCUGUUCUAUUUUGGCAGGAAGUUAUGAAAUGUACAUUAAAUGUACCUAAAAUAUACUCUUAAAGUGUGCAAUGUGCAAAAACAUAGAGAGAUAUUGAACUGAGUGUUAAUAUGAUUUUUUUUGUAAUCUGUUUGAUCAGAGAGUGUUUUCCUGUGCAGCUGGUUUCAGUUUUAAAGCUGUUAGAAUAUUGCUGUAUGAUUUAAAGACGUUUAGAGUUUGAUUACUGAUGCCGUGUGCCAUAUAUUAUGAAGACUUAUUUUUUAAUUUAUCUGAAAUAAAUUAAUAUUCUGUCUUGUACAAACGUUUCUAGUGUCUUUUAGAUGUAUGUUAUUUUGCACUUUUUAUGAUUUUCAAUAUUGUUACACUGUUGUCAUGUGACCGCGUAGAAGUAUGAGGCUUUAGUUCAUUUACUGUAGUUGUUUUACUAUUGUUACCAUGAAACAUCCCAUUCAGUUUAGAAUAAAAGUAUUUUUUUUUGUUUGUUUUUUCAGUCAGGAAAAACAAUGUUUGUAUUUACAGGAAAGAUUACUCAGUGUUUUCACCUAAACACUUUUCAGAUUGUUCAAUUGAUCGUUAUCCCAGCAACCAAUUUCCCGUAUUGCUGAUUCAUGUCUCACUCUGUGCUCUUAUAAUAAUAAUAAUAAUAAUAAUAAUCAUAUUACAUAAUAAAAUAAUGUCAAUAU